This is a messenger RNA of Carassius gibelio (silver crucian carp), 1270 nucleotides long. RefSeq names its product TCF3 fusion partner homolog. The transcript is spliced from 6 exons. Gene Ontology annotation, cellular component: Ino80 complex. The record is from RefSeq and is a predicted model, not a curated record. NCBI's taxonomy places the organism in Eukaryota, Metazoa, Chordata, Actinopteri, Cypriniformes, Cyprinidae. Gene Ontology annotation, biological process: apoptotic process; apoptotic signaling pathway; positive regulation of apoptotic process. Gene Ontology annotation, molecular function: DNA binding. Bases 217 to 789 code for a protein of 190 amino acids.
GACGUUUUUAAAACGCGUCUCGUACUCAUGUUGAUUCGAAGGCAGUAGAUGUUUACUUUGAUUUUAUCUUUUGAAACGUGCUAAUUCUUGCUUUUGUUGGAUGGAUCGUUUAAAUUAUGUAUAGAGGGAACUGAUGAAGAGUAGAAAAUAUACCUACAGGAAUUAUAAUAGACUGAGUGAAUCAUGUAUUGCUCUUUGCAAUAUAAUUAACUAAAGAUGAUGGAGGACUUCUCGGGGCUGGCUCUUCCUCCUCUGUUCGGUGGGCACUUCCUGGAAGCGGAGCUGGAGCCGGGGGGCGUGGAGCUGGGCCCCAGUGGCACUGAGCUCUUGGGGGACGAUGAGGUCCCGUCGGGCCCCGCACAGGACCAGGACGAUGAGAGGAGAGAGAUGGACCAGAGCAAGUAUCACGCUCUCAGCAAGAGGUGCAAAGAGAUUGAGCAGGUAAAUGAGAAGAUUGUGGGACGGCUCCACCAGGUGCAGAGACUGACACGCCGACUGAGGAAAGAGAGGAGGUUUCUGAUGAAGACUCUGGACUCGUAUGGAGAUGAUUACAGGACGGCGCAGCUCACCUUCACGCUGGAGGAUGAGGGGAAGCCAGGUUUAGAUCCAGAUGUUGGUGCUGAUGAAGAAAGCUCUUCUCCAACGCUUCCUCAUCAGUCAGCGGCUGGACCGAAGAAGAAGAGACACCGGGUCCCAAAGGACAGAAGGAGAGACGCACCGAUGGAUUCGGAGCAGGAUUCUUCAGUCCUCGCUGAUCCCAGACCAGAUCAUCUCACUGAGGCUCGUUAGCGUGCCACAAAUCAAUCAGGAAUCAAUAUCAAUCUUUUUGUGCUAAUUAUGGCUUUCUUAAAAAUUGUAACACUUCAGCAUUUGAGGUCAAUCUUUUGUAAUGAUGAGGACAUUAAGGAAUUUUUUUCAGUUUAAUGAAUGGAACUGCAGCUUUUUUUUAUUAUUUUUCCACAUCUGUACCAAUGAUGAUGAAUGUCUAUUUGUGUCUGCUGAAGCGGCGCUACGGUCAGACCACUAACACUGAUCAGUGCUGACAGAAGAUGUGAUGACUGUAAUGAAAUAUCUGUCCAUUAUAUGUCUUAAAGACUCUCCUGGUAGAUCAUUUGUGUUGUCAUAUCCUAACCCUAACCCUAAAUACUGGCAAAAUGAUGAAAGAUAAUGAGAUGCAGGGCUCCUACAGCACACUUUUAUUACAGAAGUCCAUGAUUACUCAAGUAGGAUUUGUAAAAAAUAAACAUUUUAAAACCUUUGAACUUUAAAA